AGGGACUGUCUACACUCCCCAGAGGCUUGAGGGUGAUGGCCUCUUCCUGCAGGGGCUGCUGGGAUGGCUGUGACCAGUGGAGGUUUCAUUAUGUUGCAGACGGUGCUGCACUGUACCAUAUAAAGAAAUUCUAUGCUGAAGAAUCAGCCUCAGAAGCACUAUGGAAUAACAUCUCCAAUUAGCUUGACUCCUCCUAAGGAAAUAGAUUAUAUUUACACUCAGAAAUUAAUUGAAGCCAUGAAGCCAUUUGGAGUAUUUGAAGAUGAAGAAGAACUAAAUCACAGGCUGAUUGUUCUUGGUAAAUUGAAUAAAUUAGUCAAAGAAUGGAUUUCGGAACUCAGUGAGAGUAAGAACCUCCCACCUUCAGUUGUAGCAACUGUUGGUGGAAAAAUAUUCACAUUUGGCUCCUAUAGGCUUGGAGUACACACCAAAGGUGCUGACAUAGAUGCUCUUUGUGUUGCUCCUAGACAUGUGGAAAGAUCAGAUUUCUUUCAGUCAUUCUUUGAAAAGCUAAAGGUUCAAGAUGGAAUCAGGAACUUAAGAGCGAUAGAAGAUGCGUAUGUACCAGUUAUCAAGUUUGAAUUUGAUGGUAUUGAGAUUGAUCUUGUGUUUGCAAGACUGGCUGUACAGACUAUUUCUGAUAACUUGGAACUUCGAGAUGAUUCGCGUCUAAGAAGCCUGGAUAUAAGAUGUAUACGAAGCUUAAAUGGUUGCAGAGUUACUGAUGAAAUUCUGCAUUUAGUGCCACACAAGGAGAACUUCAGACUAACCCUUAGAGCAAUUAAACUGUGGGCAAAACGACGUGGUAUUUAUUCCAAUGUGUUGGGAUUUCUUGGUGGUGUUUCCUGGGCGAUGCUGGUAGCAAGAACAUGUCAGCUUUAUCCAAAUGCAUUGGCAUCUACUCUAGUUCACAAAUUCUUCCUAAUUUUUUCAAAAUGGGAAUGGCCAAAUCCUGUGUUGCUCAAACAACCUGAAGAUAGCAAUCUAAAUUUGCCAGUCUGGGACCCUAGGGUAAACCCAUCUGACCGAUAUCAUCUAAUGCCCAUAAUCACACCAGCCUAUCCGCAGCAGAACUCUACGUAUAAUGUGUCUACUUCAACACGAGCAGUAAUGGUAGAGGAGUUCAAGCAAGGUCUUGCUGUCACAGAUGAAAUUCUCCAAGGAAAAUCAGACUGGCCAAAACUCCUUGAACCCCCAAUCUUUUUUCAGAAGUACAAGCAUUAUAUUGUGUUGACUGCUAGUGCCUCUACUGAAGAGAAUCAUUUAGAAUGGGUUGGUCUAGUUGAAUCUAAAAUUCGUGUACUCGUUGGGAACUUGGAGAGAAAUGAAUUUAUAAACCUUGCACACGUUAAUCCUCAGUCUUUCCCUGGCAACAAGGAACAUUGCAAAGAGAGCAACUAUGUAUCCAUGUGGUUCCUUGGAAUAAUUUUUAGGAAAAUGGAAAAUGCAGAAAGUGUUAACAUUGACUUAACGUAUGAUAUACAAUCAUUCACAGAUACAGUUCAUAGGCAGGCAAAUAACAUCAAUAUGCUAAAAGACGGCAUGAAGAUUGAAGCAACUCAUGUGAAGAAAAAGCAACUGCAUUAUUAUUUGCCUGCUGAAAUUUUACAGAAAAGAAAGAAGCAAAGCAUACCAGACAUUGGUCGAAACAUUAGUGGACUUUCAUCCAAAAGGGCUUCAGUGGAUGUAAGCUCUUUGGAUGGUUCAAUGAACACAGACACAGGAACACGAUAUAGCUCCCCUCCCUUGUUAAACAGGAUCUCUAAAUUGGACAACUCUCUGAUAGAAACAGAAAGGAACACUGUACUUCAGAGAACCAGUGCUGCUACCAGUAGAGAGAAGUCAUUGAAUGUCACUAUGCCAUCAGUGCCUGUUAAAAGACUGCCCAUUCCAGUUAUUGGUUCAAAGACCGAGAUUGCAGGUACAACAAAAGCAGUGCUACCUCCAACUGGAUGCACCAUACCUACAGUAGUAGGACGAAAUGUGAUUUCUCGACUUAUUACACCUCCUCCUGCACAGGGACAACAGCUCCUAAAUGGAAUUUCAACUCUAAACUCUAAAAAUGCUGCACCUAAAAGACCUCAUUCACCUUCCUCAGAAGAAUGCACUAAAAGACUAAAAGAUAUAGAAAAGGUAAAAACACACUUCAAUAUGGAAUCAAAGGGAGAAAGAGUUGGAGAGAUGUAUAUAGAUAAACUCCAAAAGACUCUGCAGGAUAGCCUUGGAGGAGGGGAAUCCAUGCCUGUUCCAACUAUUGACACAUCAAGAUCACAGAGACUUGCCAGUAAAGAGCUACCAGAUUCAUCUUCUCCUGUUCCAACAAAUAACAUUCGUGUCAUUAAACAUUCCAUCAGACUGACCCUUAACCGGUAACUACAGGGCCUUUUCAGAUGCUGUAAGAUCGCCUGCUGACAAGCCACUGUCUACAAAAUCGUGGCUUUUGAGUCCUUUUUUAAAAAACAUUGCCUUUAGUUUAAAUAUUUGCUACUUCUGACUGAUCUACUUAUUUUGAACACCCUUCCAACAGCAGUCCUUGUUUUUUUUAAAAGUCUUGUGUUAUAAUCAUUGUCUUGAGCUGAAAAAAAUUGUUCUGAAAAAUACAAAAAAAAGUCCUGUGAUACCAUUUUUCUGAAUGUAUGUAAACAUGUUUACUUCAGUCACUGGAGCCACAUUCUGGUUAGAAGUGUGUGUAUGAAAGUCCUGGUAUUGUUUCUGCUUUCCUAAUAGUGUAGAUAUACAUUAUUUUGUGGACUUCAAUUAUUUUUUUUUCUGGUUUAGCACACGUUCUUUUCUACAUCUGUCACGCUGGUGCUCAGCAUCUAUAGCCAAUAGCUUUAUGGUAUUUAACACGUAGCCAGGCACUACCCAAGUUAUACAGACUGCCUCCCAUGGAGGCCCAAGAAAUCAAAUCUUAAUUUAAAAAUAAAAUUUCAACAAUUAAGGAUAUCUGCCAAGAUACUGAAAUGAUAGGAAUGUCUUAUGCUAUGAAAUCUGAUUCUUGUAAAUCUUGUUCUGAAACAGGCUUAGGACUUCUUCCAGUUUUCACUGGUUAAUUAAACGAAUUUCCCCACAGCAACAAAUUUCUUAUCCAAAAUACUUAAGACAUAGCUAAAUAUUGAAACUAGGAAAAACCUAUUGUGACAUUACGAUCUACUCAUUCUGCAGUUAUGCAGAACAAUUCUUCACUGAUUAGGCAUGCAGAAACAGAUAUUACUUUCAAUACAAUGCCUGAAAAUAUUUCCUUUUGAAUAACAAUGGUUACGGAACUCUGGCUUAGGACCAUUGCAGUCUUCAUGUAAACAAACAUAAUCGUCAUAAUACAGCUUACCCAGUUAAAUAGAGUGAAGUUUCAGGAGAAAAAUGCAUUUUCUACAAAGCAAAUCCUAGACUACAUAAUUUCCUCUUGUAAUUUAUUUAAUUCAAUGUUUUGUAAAUGGUCAUAUGUAUUUUUGUAUGUACUAUAAGAACAUCUUUUCAAAAAGAAAAGUUUAAAAACUUUACUGUUUCUUCUUCAGUCUACUUUUUUAACAUAGGUCAAAUCUUCUAAAAGCCCUUAACGCAAAAGCAUUUUGAAGAACAUAUGAAUAUAUACAAUACCUCUGUGUUUUGAAUAGAAUUCUAAUUUGCAGAUAUUCCUUAAUUGUAGUUUUCCUUCAGUACCACAGCUGUCAUUAGUCAGCUGUCUGAGGCAACCAGGAACACUAACAGUUUUGAGACUAACAUUAAAUAAAAUUUUACCAUGCAAUGUGUGCCUUCAUUAGAAAGUAGUAAAAGUAUAUACAGGAAAAGC
This is a messenger RNA of Chelonia mydas (Green sea turtle), 3790 nucleotides long. It is a transcript of the gene PAPOLG, whose product is annotated as poly(A) polymerase gamma. Bases 133 to 2373 code for a protein of 746 amino acids. The record is from RefSeq and is a predicted model, not a curated record. Gene Ontology annotation, cellular component: nucleus. Gene Ontology annotation, molecular function: poly(A) RNA polymerase activity; RNA binding. The transcript is spliced from 22 exons. Lineage: Eukaryota; Metazoa; Chordata; Testudines; Cheloniidae.